Molecule: messenger RNA, 1746 nt
Organism: Hyla sarda
Lineage: Eukaryota; Metazoa; Chordata; Amphibia; Anura; Hylidae
Exons: 3
Coding region: 887-1546 (219 amino acids)
Biological process (GO): retrotransposition
Cellular component (GO): ribonucleoprotein complex
Molecular function (GO): single-stranded RNA binding
Source: RefSeq, a predicted model, not a curated record
UGACAUGGGACGUCCUCUAGGAGCCCUAUGAUGAUCUUGUACCAUGUGAUGUUGGCUCCAUUGUUCUCUAUCAUAUUACUGCACUAUGGACUUUAUAUAUCACCAGACUGGUAACUAUGGAGUAAUACACAUGGAGUGAAGGUAAGAUGGUCACAUACCUGUGUAGCCCCAUAGUGAGCCCCAUUAUUAUAAGGGGAGACUGGAAUGAUCCAUCAAUCACCUCAUCUAUUUAAGGAAAGAACUUUUCCCGCCAUUAGACCUCUGGCCAAUCAGAACGCUGUUGGGGGGAUGAAGUGUCUCUGGGCAGAAGAUCACUGUUGCCGGGCAGAAUCUGGACGUCCAAUCAGAGGCCGGAAUCAUCUCUUCUCAGAACAGCUGUUACCGGGCAGAAUAACUAAGGGAAAGAAACAACCUGUGGAGAUAGAGGAGCUCCUCAGCAAACUCUAGUCUGACUAGGCCAGCUCCUCCCUUGGUUUAUAAGGGAGCAAUUUGGAGGAGUCCUAUAGGUCACCCACAAGUCACCUGAUCACUGUCACCUUCCCAGGUUACAUAGCUUAACAACAGGACUUAAAGGUAUAGGCACUUAAAUACAGUGUAAGCUCUUGUGUCUCCUGAACACGUGUUCGGCUCUGCUGUGCGGUGGUGUGGUGUCAGGUUACUACAGCUCAGGAAUAUCUUCUCACUCCUGCAGCUGUUGUCAUCGCUCUGAGACAUCACACGGACACAGACGUAAGGACGUAUGCAAUAAGAUUUACAGCUUAGAGCCUGCAGAAUUGAACAACGGAACUGUGUUUUCAUCGAGUAUAACAUAAAAAAGACAAACUAAUAUGGCUCCCAAGAUCCAGCCUAGGAGAUCAGGCGGGAAUGUUCAGGAGAAGCAGGCAAAAUGGAUAUAUUUCUAAAAUCACCUAAAGAAACAAUAAAAACUAGAACACAAAGACAUGGGGAUAGCAUGUAUGGCUCUAGAUACGUAGCCCUUCAGGAGGAAGGAGUAAGAGAGGAGGGAGAGAGUGAAGAUGUGAAUAAUUCUAUAUUAACUUCCAUAUUAAGUGGUGUGGAAAAAAGUAAUAAAGCAUUAGAAGACUUUACAGUACAAGUGGGCAGUCUCAGCUCAGACGUGAGUUUUAUCCGUGAAGAUAUAAAAAAGGUGAAAGAAAGAGUGGGGGAAAUAGAGAACAUGGUGCCCCAGAUGGACGGUAAACUACAAAGCAUCGAGAAAGUGCAGGAAGAACUCACAAAGGAAAAUAAUUUCUUAAAAAGGAAGAUAGAAGAUUUAGAGGAUAGAUCAAGGAGGGCGAAUGUAAGUGUUAUUGGCCUCCCGGAAGGGGAAGAAGGAGCGGACCCUAUUGCCUUCUGCACAAAAUGUCUAGCUGACACCUUUGGAGAACGGACGUUUUCAACCUGUUAUGUUAUAGAAAGAGCCCACAGGAUACCAUAUACCAAACCACCGCCCGGAGCUCUGCCAAGGACCUUACUGCUAAAAUCUAUGUGUGCUAAAGAUAGAGACACCCUAUUGAAGUUAUCAAGGGAGAGGGGAAAAAUUUAAGUUGGGUGUGCGGGUGUUUUCUUUUAUCCGGACUUCUCAAAAGAGACUCAAAGGAAAAGAAUGGAGUAUAGAGACAUUAAGAAGAGACUCCAUAAUUUGAAUAUUGCUUUUUCACUGUUAUUCCCAGCCCGUUUGAGGGUGGUUCAUGAUGGAAAAACACUAAUUUUCCUGUCCGCAGUAGAGGCGGGAAGAUCGAUGGA